Molecule: messenger RNA, 2210 nt
Organism: Filobasidium floriforme
Lineage: Eukaryota; Fungi; Basidiomycota; Tremellomycetes; Filobasidiales; Filobasidiaceae
Product: pre-mRNA processing factor 3-domain-containing protein
Exons: 6
Coding region: 279-2042 (587 amino acids)
Biological process (GO): mRNA splicing, via spliceosome
Cellular component (GO): U4/U6 x U5 tri-snRNP complex
Source: RefSeq, a predicted model, not a curated record
AUCUGGUUCAACAUUCAGCUGCUCUUCUUCUCUCAACGUGCUCGUCCCGAAUACGACGUUCGAUCCUCGACUACAAUAGAAAGCCUCCUCACGCUAGGGAAUUAAAUCGAGCUGCCGAGAUGUCCAAACGUCCCAACGAGAAUGGACAGCUUGGCAACGAUCCCAAGAGGAUGAGGAGGUGAGACCCUCUCGCUGGACUUCCACCGGUUCCUACCCAAGUCGGAGGUGGUGCAGCUGCUCCUCGCCAGGCAGCUGGUGGACCUCCCGGUGGUCUCGAUAUGGCUGCAAUUCGAGCCCAAAUUGCAGCUCGUAUGGCUGCACUGGGUCGACCGAACGCCCCGGCUUCAGCCUCACCUCAGCCUCCUACAGCAAGACCCGCUGCACCUCCCGCUGUCGCUGCAGGUAGUUCAUCUUCCGAUAUCCAAGCCAGGAUCGCGGCAUUGAAAGCUCAGGUUGCAGCCAAGAAUGCAACGAUCAACCCGUACCUCGCUGGAUCUACCGCUUUGCCACCUCGACCAGCGAUGACAUUGGCCUCGGAAGAAAAGGUCAAUCCCAACAUUGCCAAGAAGGGAGGACUGGCUUCUGUUCAAGCUCAUCCUCUGUUGGCGGAUAUGAGAUCGUCUGCACCGGGCGAAGGGACCGCAUCGGCCGGAGGAGCCGGCAAAGGCAGACACAGUCGGGUUAUGGCUCCCAAAUUCACUUCGGUCGCCGCCAACGCUAGGCUCGCCGCAGCAUCCCCUUCGACAUCGCGGGGCGGGGCUUCACCUGCCCCUACCCGUUCCUCACUCAUCGCACCUUCAUCGAACCCUUACCUGACGGCGAGCUCCGUCGACCCGGAUGUCGAACCCGAUGUUCAAGCCGCCCAGAGCGAGAUGGACGCCCUGGCUACGCGAAGACGAAAGGCUACCCUGCACUUCAAUGCCAAAGGAAAGUACAUCCAGCAAGCCGAAGAACAGCGAAAGGAAGCCAAGAUGGAGGAGCUGCGUCAACGAAUUGCGGAACAGAGCCGAAAGGCCGGUCUGGAUUCCGAAUUUGACGUGUUGGAGCGGAACAUCAAACGACAACCUCCUCCAGAGAUCGAAUGGUGGGAUGCGCCCUUGUUGAAGAAUGCCAACUACAACGAUCUGGAUAUGGGGGAAGAAGGAAAGUUGGUCAGGAGCGAUGAUAGUCUGGUGACGAUCUACGUUCAGCACCCUGUACCGCUUCCGCCGCCGUUUGAGGGUAAAGCGGAAGAGCCUAGGGGUCUGAUGUUGACCAAGAAGGAGCAAAAGAAGAUGCGAAGACAGCGACGAGCAGCGGAAUUGAAGGACAAGCAAGAUCGACAACGACUCGGUUUGCUACCUAUGGAUCCGCCCAAGGUCAAGGUAGCCAACAUGAUGAAGGUCUUGACGGCUUCGGCUGUACAGGAUCCUACAAAGGUCGAAGCAAGAGUCAAAGCCGAAGCUGCGGCACGAGUCAGGAAGCACGAACAGACCAACGCCGAGAGGGCACUGACGGACGAGCAGAAGCGAGAGAGACUCGAGCAGAAGAAGAUCAAGGAGGAGGGCAAGGGGGUUUACGGUUGCGCCUUCAAGAUAAAAUACCUGGUCAAUGGAGCGCACAAAUUCAAGAUCCGAGCGACCGCCGAACAGCUCGCGCUCCAUGGAAUGCUCAUCUUUCACCCGGACUUUGCGCUCGUCUAUGUCGAGGGUUCCGCGGCAUCAUUGAAAAAGUACAAGCGUCUGCUUCUCGUACGUAUCGACUGGACAGAGGAAGCCCGACCAAAGAACUUUGAUGGCCCCGAUGGUAUGGACCUGGACAACAACGACGAGGAUGGUGAAGCGAACGGUCGGGCUGGUUGGCAGCCCAUGCAAGAGAAACCAGAGUCGCUCGCCGACAACAAGUGCGAGAUUGUCUGGGAAGGAGAGUUGCCACAGAAGAAUUUCCGAUCAUUCAGGUACCGAAACGUCGAGUCGGACAGGGACGGGAAAGAAGUCCUCGGCAAGGGCAGGGAGGGUGUGUGGGAUCUGGCCAAGAAGUGGAUCUGGGAAGGUGUCGAUUAAAGAUCGAUUAGAGCAGCAUUUUCACGUUGAUUGUGAUAUUACACGUCAUGUCCCGCAUUAAAUUGAUAAGCGGGAAUCUCGGGGACGUCUUGAGCUUGAAUUCAAAUAGUUGAAUCGUUUGACUUCUACUACUACUACCUCCACCGCUUAUUACUGUUUAACUCGCAU